Arachis stenosperma is the source of this 1341-nucleotide messenger RNA. RefSeq names its product replication protein A 70 kDa DNA-binding subunit A-like. Bases 1 to 1341 code for a protein of 446 amino acids. The transcript is spliced from 9 exons. The record is from RefSeq and is a predicted model, not a curated record. Lineage: Eukaryota; Viridiplantae; Streptophyta; Magnoliopsida; Fabales; Fabaceae.
AUGACCAAGAAAAAAAACGGUGUUAGUAGGUGGGUACUUGUGUUUUCACAUAGAACAAGGGUUGAACAUAUAGAGAAUCCAACUUUUCCUUUGGAAGCAUUUCGAUUUAGGAACCUUGCAGAGAUGCAUACAGUCGAGAAAGUAGAGGAUCUUGAACUGUUUGAUAUAAUUGGAGAAAUUGUUGGAAAGGAAGAUCCAAGAGAAUUAGUAACUAGCAAGGGAAUAGAGACUAAGCGAUUGGUUGUUAUUGUGGAAGACUUGGAGAAGAACAGGUUAAGUUGUACUCUCUUUGGCGAAACUGUUGACCAGAUGCUCCCUCACCUUGAUGAAGAUCGACUUGAACCACUUAUUGUGAUCCUCCAAUAUUUUAAAGCAACCAGAUGGAAUGGCAAAACUUCAGUGCAGAGCCACUUUGAACUGUCCAAGGUCCAUGUCAACCCAGAACUAAAAGAAGUUAUGUCAUUCAAAAAAAGCUUAAUGAGCGGCUCUGAGUCAACUUCAGUGAGGAUUAGCCAUCAAUCGACCCAAAGUUCAUGGGUUGGGACUGAUGAGCUCAACAAUGGCAUGGCUAUUGUGAAAACAAUCGAACAAGUUUUAAAGUCUGUUGAGGAGGGGCCAACCUGGAUUGCAGGUACUAUUGUCUCAAUCAAUGCUGGGAAGGAUGAUUGGUUUUAUAAAGCAUGCAGGCGAUGUCCAAAAAAGGUGGAAACUCCUAUUGGGAAUAGGUACGAAUGUGCAAAGUGUGGCCACACCCAUGGUUGUGCAGCACUCAGAUAUAAGGUUGAGGUCAUGGUCUUUGAUGGUACCGGAAGCAUUACAUUGUUGUUGUGGGACAGAGAAACCAACCAGCUGUGUGGGAAAGCAGCUGAAAAAAUUGUAGAAGAGGAUGAUGCUAAAGAGGAUGAAUACCCUAAAAGUCUAGACAACAUGAUGGAUAGAAUGGUGCUUUUCAAAAUCAAUGUGAAAAGUGGUAACAUAAAACACUAUGAUCAGAUUUACACAGUCAUGAAAGUGUGUGAUGAUGAAGAAACUGUUGCAAAGAACAAGCCUCAGCAAAUGGACGUUAGUACAUCUAUGAACAUCACUGAGAAUAGAGGUAGCAACACGCUGGAGAUGUCCGGACAUGUUGUUAAUCUUAAGAAUGAUAAUGAUCCUCAGCUUACUGUGGAUUCUAUGGAAGACUGUGUUGAAAGCCUCAAAUACAAAACACCAGCUAAAAGAAUUGCCGGCAGUUUGAAGUAUAGUUCGGUUGUUGAUGAAGAAUGCCAGCUUUCGACAAAUAGGUUCACCCGAAAGGGAGGGAAAAAACUAAAGUCUCAAACAUCUGAGGCGGAUAAUUAA